AGCUUUCCUGAGGAUUCUGUGCGUGUGCUGUCCUCGGGCGAUCAGACGCAAAUACCAGCCGGCUUUCAGGAGUAAACCAAGCCAGUACUUCAAUUCGCACAAUGUCAUGGAGGCGACGCCGAGCAACAUGAGCUACUCUUCGGCGAGCGGACAGCACGAACUGUACACGCUGUGACCGGGAUCUAGGUCCGGGUCCAGCAGGGCUUCGGGCCGUUCCACCUCGCACAGGGUCGUCAUGAGGUCCUGCUCACCGACGCCCAGUACUUUACGCAUGUCGUAACGAUUGCCCAAACUUGUACUACUACUACUAAUAUUACUCAACAGUGCUCAAAACGCGCUCCAGAAGCUUUACAAGAGAAAAAAAACAGUUUACCUUCUUCCUUCCUGUUUCGUUCUUUCGAUGUACCCAACCCAAACAUGCUGAACGCUUCGAUUCAACAUCCUCAGACUUGACAAGAAAACUAAUAAUACGCACAUUGUUUCCUUCUCGUUCAUAAUACCACAUUUUCAGCUCCCUAUUUACUUGAACAUCUGUGAUAAAUAACGUUAGGUUUUUAAUGGCUAAGACAUUUUUAUGGAUCUCACUAGGAGCGUCGAGAUUUUUAUUACGUAAUUAUAUAAACUAUUAUUACCACUACUACUAUUAUUACAUACAACAUACUACUAAGAAUGUAAAUACAAAGUAAGCAGAUCAACAACAAGAAAUGUACUAGUAUUUAUGUACUUUUAUAAUCUCGUAAUUGUAACUACUCGUAGGACUCUUGUUACGUAUUCUCUAUUUAAGUUAUGAAUCUUUCUCAGCGGGAAAAGUGAAGCGCAUUAUUGAUGUUUGAUAUCAUUAUUAUCGUUACUUAAUAUCUAGUUGCAAAUCUGUAUAAAAUAAAUAA
Molecule: messenger RNA, 887 nt
Organism: Nicrophorus vespilloides
Lineage: Eukaryota; Metazoa; Arthropoda; Insecta; Coleoptera; Silphidae
Product: dopamine receptor 2-like
Exons: 2
Source: RefSeq, a predicted model, not a curated record